GGGGGGUCAGGGUGCUGGAUAGUCGGGGUGUGUUACCCCAGUAUAGACCGGAGAGGAGGUCAGUCAAGGUUUGGAUAUAAUAAGAAGUCCUGGUGUUUGAAGGGGUGGGGGUGGGAUGACCAGUAUUGGGUCAUACAUGACAGUCAUGAGAUCCCAUUUUCCAGUGAUGGCGCCAGUACCAGAGUCAGGAUAGAUCUGGAUUAUGAGGCCGGGCGGAUCUCCUUCUAUGAUCUGUGUGACCCGAUCCGACACCUCCACACCUUCACCACCACCUUCACCGAGCCCCUCCAUGCCGGGGUAUAUAUAGAUGAGGAAGGUCAGCUAACAAUAUCUGGGGGGACUUCGAAGUGA
Molecule: messenger RNA, 351 nt
Organism: Staurois parvus
Lineage: Eukaryota; Metazoa; Chordata; Amphibia; Anura; Ranidae
Source: the annotation of a GenBank genome assembly